AUGUCUGCUGCCAAUCUCUUUGCUCCGCCCAUGGCUUCCGUCCAUGUCGCCACCGGAUCGCGUCGCUCCUCUGCUAGUUUCUACGACAUCCUCCGCGUCAAGAACAACGCUUCCUCUGUUGAAAUCAAGACUGCCUACCGGAGUUUAGCGAAGAUUUACCAUCCGGACUCGGCGAGGAAAUCGGACUGCGAUUCCUUUUCUUCUGAUGAUGGAUGCAGUUUCCUUGAGAUUCACAAUGCGUACGAGACGCUUUCGGACCCUGCUACUCGGGCUCAUUACGAUCUUGCUUUGGCUGCUCUCACUAGACGGGCGUUUCUUCGAUCGCGGUCUAGGCCGCAUCGGCGGUGGGAAACGGAUCAGUGUUGGUAG
This is a messenger RNA of Cucurbita moschata (crookneck pumpkin), 369 nucleotides long. Its product is annotated as chaperone protein dnaJ 11, chloroplastic-like. NCBI's taxonomy places the organism in Eukaryota, Viridiplantae, Streptophyta, Magnoliopsida, Cucurbitales, Cucurbitaceae. The record is from RefSeq and is a predicted model, not a curated record. Bases 1 to 369 code for a protein of 122 amino acids. The transcript has a single exon.